Microthlaspi erraticum is the source of this 4632-nucleotide messenger RNA. The record is from the annotation of a GenBank genome assembly. Lineage: Eukaryota; Viridiplantae; Streptophyta; Magnoliopsida; Brassicales; Brassicaceae.
AUGGAAAAUAGACUAGGGCACUCUAAUGGAGUGGGAAUUUCAAAGAAAUCAAGGUCGUUGGAUCUGAAGACGCUGUAUAAGUCUAGCAUUUCCAAGGAUUCUGUGAAUAAGAGCUUUAAAAGGAAAAAUAGGUCUGGGAAUGAUAGUGAUCAGUUGAAGCAGGAUAAGAAGAGCAGGAAAGUUGUUUCUUUGAGUAGCUUUAAGAAAGCUGAUAGCGAAAACGAUGAUAUCCUGGAUAAGGCAUGCAAUGGCAACGCAAUUUUGCACAACUUGGAGGACUCCAAGGUGGUUUUGGAUGAGAAACUGUGUGAUAGUAGUGGACUUCAAGGGAUUUCAGUCGGUUUGGCAGGUAGUAUGAUCUAUGUUCCUAGACGUAGGAGAGAUUUUGUUGGGAGGAGUAGGUUUGAGAAUGGCCUUGUACAGAAGUCUGCAGGGGAAUCUGAUAGUCAAGACGAGCUGAUUGAUAAGAUCCCUAACGAUACUGGUGAAGAAUCUAGUGCUCUUGAUCAGCUCUCUAAAGCCGAAGAGAAGAAUUCUGACAAGGAAAUCAAAGAAUCUGAUUCAGCAGCUCAGCUGCAGUUGGAAAAUGGCCAUGCUAAUCCGUCUCCAGUGAAAGAUGACCAACUGGUUUUCAAGAAUCCGCAUUCUAAUAGCAGAAAAAGGAAGUCCUCCGCAUCAAUCAGACGCGUGGGAAAAGAGACCAAGUCGUCAGGUGAUACUAUAAUAGCCAAGGUAUCACGAGAAGAUGAUGAGGAGAAUCUUGAAGCUAAUGCUGCAAGAAUGCUGUCUUCGCGGUUUGAUCCAAACUGCACCCAGUUUCCUUCAAGUCCUGUUACCCCUGCUUCACCAUCUGCCAGUAGAUUGCAUCCUUUAUCUUCAGGAAAGAAUUCAGUUAAUCCUCGGUCUGAGUUGCUUGGUACCAAAUCUGUCUCAGACGACACUGAUGAUAGAACGCUGCGACCAAGGAGAAAGCGUGAUGGGAAGGGUAAAGUUCGGAAAAGGCGCCACUUUUAUGAUAUAUUAUUUUCAGAUGUAGAUUCACAGUGGCUGGUAAACAAAAAGAUAAAAGUUUUGUGGCCUUUGGAUGAGAAAUGGUAUAUUGGGUUUGUGGAUGGUUAUGAUGGAGACAAGAAUCUGCAUCAUAUAAAAUAUGAUGAUAGGGAUGAAGAGUGGAUCAACUUACAGGGCGAGAGAUUCAAAAUUCUGUUGUUCCCUACUGAAGUUCCUGGGAAAAAUCAACGGAAAAGGCGUAAUUCAGGCUCCAAAUCUACUCCGAAAAUAAAAGGGAGUGAUACAUCCAUCAAAGACGAAGAGAAGCAGAAGGGAAAGCUAGAAAAUGAUAGCGUGGAUGACAUGGAAUCAGAACCAAUCAUCAAAUGGUUGGCUCGGUCUAUCCAUCGUGACAAAUCUUCCACUCUUAAGGCUGUACAAAAACGGAAAAAGUCAGAAACAGUGACAUCUAAUGAAACUGUGAAAAUGAAUGGGGAUGUUGUUAGAGACACUGCAGGACAGUACACAGAUAGAUCUGCUAGUUCUCUUCCAUCAUGUGGAUUACCUGGACCGAGUGGGAAUGAGUCCUUGUUGGAAAGCUCGGGCAAGGGUAGUAUAUAUCCUAUAGUCUAUUAUAGGAGACGACUUCAUACAGCAAAAAAAGGAAUCUACAAGGGGUCAAGUGACAGUAAUAUUGAAGUUCUGAAGCAGCUUCAUGUGUCAAAAAGUCCGGAUCCUGAGGUAGAGUUUUUGCCUUUUGAAGGUUCUGAGCUUCUGGAGCUUUAUUGUCCGUGGAAUCACACAGAGAAAUUCGAGUUGUCCCUAAGCCUACCUGUUGUUUCUUUGAUGAACUACUUCCUUAUGGCGGAUGUUGAUCGGUUUACACGCGUUGCUUUCUUGCUUCAUCAUGGUACACUUGUGACUUUGUGGCCAAGGGUUUGUUUGGAAAUGAUUUUCCUGAAUCACCAAGAUGGGUUAAGGUAUCUGAUAUUUGAAGGCUGUUUAAUGGACGUUGUUCAGUUGGUUUUCCGUAUCUUGACGGUAGUAGAUCAUUCGAAUAAGCAAGGAGUACAAGGAGCGCAGGGAUCUGAUGCCGACUUGCAGUUGCCAGUUUUCUCAAUUUGUCUCCAAGUUUCUCGCAUCACAGGAUUUCAAAGGCAGUUUGCAUUUCAAUUCUCCAGUUUCCAUGAAGUGAGACAUUCAAAGUGGACAUACUUGGAACAGAGUGUCAGGAGGCAUUCUAUGCUGGUUAAGCAACUAUCAACUUCAGAGUGUACGCACGAUAACAUGAAGUCCCUGCAAAAGGUUAUGCAGAAGAGAUCUAGGAAUGGAAUCAGCUCAGGAAUUUUUCCUAGAGGAUCGUCAUCCUUUAAAACCUGGCCCACAUCUGUUUGCUACAAGAAGCAAAAUACGUUUCAACCUCCUUCACUAUUACUUAGUUUACACCUGAAGAUGGUAAGAGAGCCGGGUCAUGAUUCAUCCGAAUACCAGGGAACUGAACGGGACAUGGUAAUAGACGAGGGUUGUGAUAUUGCUGAUUGCACAAAUGAACAUUCUGAACCUUCUUUCAAGAGUAAGGGCCAAAAUGAUGGACCAAGUAUCACUUCUUCCAGAGGGCAAGAAGAGCAAGAGUCAAAAGAUCUUCAUACGCCUACGCCGUCUCAGCGGCAGCAGCUGGGGUCUAAUUCUGAAAACGGGAUGUCAUUCAGUCCUUCUGUUGUCAGACAUAAGCAUGAAACCAGGUCUAAUAUUGCGAUGAAUGGCAGUAGCAUUCAAGUUUCCGUAUCUGAUCAUUCUGAGGAUGGUGCUCCACAGUCGAGUAGUAUGGCCUUGAACAUUCAAGGUAGCAUCUCAAGUCCCAAGGCCACUGCCCCAAGAAGUAUGUCGCAACAAAAUAAGAGUUCUUUAACUGGCCAUCUGCCACAUGGUUGGUCGGAUUCAAAGGGAGACUUUCUGCACACUAAUUUGGGAAAUGGACCUAAGAAGCGACGUACCCAAGUGUCUUAUUCAUUGCCUUCUGGUGGUUCUGAUUCGAAAAACAAAGGGUCCCUACACAAGGGGCUUCCGAACAAAAGGAUUAGAAGGUCUGCUGCUGAUGUUUCCAAAGGUCUUCAGAAAGAUUUGGAGUCUAGUUUCUGUGAUGCCAAUGUGCUAGUCACUCUUGGUGAUAGAGGCUGGAGAGAAUAUGGUGCUCAAGUUGUCCUGGAACCUUUUGAUAACAAUGAAUGGAAACUCUCGGUAAAAAUCUCAGGGACAACAAAAUACUCACACAGGGCACAUCAGUUUCUGCAACCUGGGUCGACAAAUAGGUUUACACAUGCUAUGAUGUGGAAAGGUGGAAAAGAUUGGACCUUAGAGUUUCCUGAUAGGGGACAAUGGUCUCUUUUCAAAGAGAUGCAUGAAGAGUGCUACGAUAGAAAUACUCGGGCUGCUUUAGUUAGAAAUAUUCCUAUUCCUGGCAUCCGCUUGAUAGAAAAAGACAAUUUCGACGAAACGGAAACUGAGUUUAUCCGCAGUUCUUCUAAAUAUUUUCGGCAGACUGAAACUGACGUCGAGAUGGCAUUGGAUCCUUCACGUGUUAUGUAUGACAUGGACAGCGAUGAUGAGCAGUACCUUUUGAGACUUCGUGAAUGUUCGGAUGCUGAGAAUAGUUGCUCUUGGGAGAUGACUGAGGACAUGUUUGAGAAAGCGAUGGACAUGUUUGAGAAGGCUUCAUAUGUAAAGCAGCGUGAUCACUUUACAAUAAUCGAAAUUCAAGAACUGACAGCCGGAGUUGGAUCCUUAACAGCAAUGGAAAAGAUAUAUGAGCAUUGGAGAACAAAGAGGCAGAGUAAGGGAAUGCCAUUAAUCAGGCAUCUUCAGCCACCUUUGUGGGAAAAAUAUCAACGAGAGGUCAAAGACUGGGAGUUGGUUAUGAACAAAGCAAACACUUCAAUAUCCUGUGGGUCACAGAAGAAUCAGUCACUUAUUGAGAAGCCAGCGAUGUUUGCUUUCUGUUUUAAGCCUCGAGGUUUGGAAGUCAAGCACAGGGGAACAAAGCACAAGUCACAGAAGAAACUCUCGGUUUAUACUCAGCAUAGUACUGCUUUGGGAGAUUAUCAUGUCUACAAUUCAUCUGGAAGAAGAUCUGUUGGUUUUGCCUCUGGAGAUGAGAGGUUUUUAUAUUCAAACCACAACUAUGAGCACUUGGACGAAUAUCCUAUGCAUCCGGGAUAUCCUGGAACAUAUUCCCCACGUGAAGGAUAUUUCUCGACCGGUGGAAAUGGAUAUCACAGGAAUCACCAACACAAGUUUCAAAAGAUCAACGGGAAGAGGAAUACGAGCGAACGUUGGAAUGCAGGCUAUUCUGAAUACCCCAGUCCCAAUCUUCUUUGUCACUCCAACAAAUCUCAGCGUCUUGAUCUGGAAGAGUUACGCAAUAGUAAAGAUAUUGAUGAGUACAAAUUGCGAGACGCAGCUGGUGCUGCAAGGCGUGCAUGCGCUUUGGCCAAGCUGAAGCGAGAAAGAGCUGAGAUUUUGAGGUACAAAGCAGAUCUGGCGAUCCAGAAAGCUGCAGCUGCUCUCAUGUGUGCAGAGGCUAUUAGAGCUUCUUCUUCAGUGGACCAAAGCAGCAGCGGUUUCGAAAGCUCAAGCGAAGGAUGA